AUGGCUGACGCGAUGGCCGAGGCCCUAAAGCCGAUGAAGGCAACGUCAGAUGGCGUCUUCCAGGGGGAGAACCCGCUGCACUCAGCGCUGCCACUUGCCAUCCUGCAGAUAUGCAUCGUCGUCGUGCUCACCCGCGUGCUCGCCUUCAUCCUCCGCCCGCUGCGGCAGCCGCGCGUCAUCGCCGAGAUCAUCGGUGGCAUCCUUCUUGGCCCGUCCGCGCUGGGCCGCAGCACCGCGUUCCUGAACACGGUGUUCCCCAAGCAGAGCCUGACAGUGCUGGACACCCUCGCCAACAUCGGCCUCCUCUAUUUCCUCUUUCUCGUUGGCCUGGAGCUGGACCUCCAUGCCAUCCGCCGCACCGGCAGCUCGACGCUCAUCAUUGCCAUCGCCGGGAUCUCGCUCCCUUUCAUCAUAGGCAUCGGCACCUCCUUCGUCCUCCAGCACACUGUCGCUCGUGGAGUCCCUACAGGGCCAUUCCUCGUCUUCAUGGGCGUCGCGCUCUCCAUCACCGCGUUCCCCGUGUUGGCGCGCAUCCUCGCUGAGCUCAAGCUCCUAACGACCGACCUCGGCCGCAUGGCCAUGUCGGCCGCCGCCGUCAACGACGUCGUCGCGUGGAUACUUCUGGCGCUCGCCAUUGCCUUGUCCGGCAGCGGCUCGCCGCUCAUCUCGCUGUGGGUGCUGCUGACGGGAGCUGGCUUCGUCGUCGUAGCCUUCUUCUUGCUCCGGCCUAUCCUCACAUGGAUGGCGCGGCGGUCCCCUGAGGGCGAGCCGGUGAAGGAGCUUUAUAUCUGCGCAACUUUGGCCAUCGUGCUCGCUGCCGGGUUCACAACGGACACCAUCGGCAUCCACGCGCUCUUCGGCGCGUUCAUCGUCGGCAUCAUCGUCCCUAAGGAUGGGUCCUUCGCUGCGGUCCUCCUAGAGAAGGUGGAGGACCUCAUCUCCAGCCUGUUCCUGCCACUCUACUUUGUGUCCAGCGGCCUCAAGACGGACGUGAUGACCAUCAAAGGCAGCCAGUCAUGGGCACUCCUCGUGCUCGUCGUUGGGACGACGUGUGUUGGCAAGAUCGGCGGCACGUUGAUUGCGUCACUCCUCAUGCGUGUGCCGCUACGCGAGGCACUCACGCUUGGGUUCCUGAUGAACACCAAAGGGCUCGUGGAGCUCAUCGUCCUAAACAUCGGCAAGGACCGGCACGUCCUCAACGAUGAGACCUUUGCCAUCCUCGUGCUCAUGGCGCUCAUCACGACCUUCAUCACGACGCCCGUGGUCAUGGCCAUCUACAAGCCGGCGCACCGGGGUGCGCCGUACAAGAACCGCGCCGUCCAACGCGGCAACCCCAACGAUGAGUUCCGGAUGAUGGCGUGCUUCCACAGCACGCGCAACAUCCCUACCAUCAUCAACCUGAUGGAGUCGUCGCGGGGGACGCGACGGCGCGGCAUCAUCGUGUACGCCAUGCACCUCGUCGAGCUCUCGGAGCGGUCCUCUGCCAUCUCCAUGGUCCACAAGGCGCGGCGCAACGGCAUGCCGUUCUGGAAUCGGCGGCGCGACGGCGACGGUGACCAGCUCGUCGUUGCCUUCGAGACGUACCAGCAGCUGAGCCGUGUGUCGAUCCGUGCCAUGACGGCCAUCUCUGACCUGCACACCAUCCACGAGGACAUCGUCACCAGCGCGCACCAGAAGCGGGCUGCGCUCAUCGUGCUCCCCUUCCACAAGCUCCACCAGAUGGACGGCCACAUGGAGUCGCUCGGCGACCAGUACCAGCACAUCAACCAGCGCGUGGUCCACCAUGCACCCUGCUCCGUCGGCAUCCUCGUCGACCGCGGCCUCGGCGGUGCAGCCCAGGUGGCCGCCAGCGACGUGUCCUACACCAUCGUAGUCAUCUUCUUUGGAGGCCACGACGACCGCGAGGCCCUAGCCUACGGCAUGCGCAUGGUCGAGCACCCAGGCAUCGGGCUCCACAUGUUGCGCUUCUCGCCGCAGUCCGAUGCCUGCGAUCGCGCUGCGGACGACACAUUCCUUGAGGAAUUCCGGACCAAGGUGGCCAACGGGAACGAGUCCGUCCGGUACGAGGAGAAGCCGGUGGGAGGUAAGGCAGAGGUCGUGGAGGCUUUCAAGGCGGUAGGGCGGUGCAACCUGUUCCUGGUCGGGCAGGGAACGCCGUGCGCGCCGCUGGCUGACCGGAGCACGGACGACUACCCGGAGCUCGGGCCGGUGGGUAGUUACCUGGCGCUGCCUGAGUUCUCCACGGUUGCAUCUGUACUGGUGAUGAAACAGUACGAUCCCACGGCGAAGCACUAUGACCUUGUCGAGGAGGUGGCCGAAAUAGCGGUGGACGUCGACACGCCGGGAAGCAACAGGGGCACCAACACCAGCUUCCAUGCUGGAUGGUACGUGCUGGCGUUAGAGGUAUCGUGA
Setaria italica (foxtail millet) is the source of this 2412-nucleotide messenger RNA. RefSeq names its product cation/H(+) antiporter 19-like. The record is from RefSeq and is a predicted model, not a curated record. Gene Ontology annotation, cellular component: endomembrane system; membrane. Gene Ontology annotation, biological process: proton transmembrane transport; regulation of pH. Gene Ontology annotation, molecular function: antiporter activity. Lineage: Eukaryota; Viridiplantae; Streptophyta; Magnoliopsida; Poales; Poaceae.